UAAACAAACUAAGUUUUUUUACUUAUGUGAAAAUGGUGAUGCUACAAUCACCGGUGAAAACUACAGAUUCAACUCAAACAGCAGCUACCGUCGGUCAAAUGAGUCCAAAGUCACAUCCCGAUUCGCCAAAAUCGAAUACUUCUCCUGAAGUCCAACAUAACAUAGCCGGCGGUAUAUCGCCGACAGCUGUCGUCAAUUCUCCAACAGCAAAAGCAACCAAAUUUGUCCAGAAUCAACAGCAAUUGCCAACAAAUAAUGUUGUGGCCUUACAGCAAACACUCAAAUCAACUGCUACCAAUGAAGAGAGUUUACGUUAUUCACUGGAAUGCCUCAAACAAAUGACCGACAAUAGUAAACUUAACAGAUACAGUCCCACGACUGAAGAUUCCGAUAGUGAAAAAUGCAUUAAUAAUAAUAAUAAUAACAGUUCCAAUAACAAUAAUAAUAACACCACACGACGCUCGCAAUCACCAGUUGCGUUACCAAAUUCGCAACAACGUAAACUACUUGAACUUGCUAGUGCACGACAGCUGGCACGUCCAGAACCCCUACAACAUCCACACGCUGCACUACUGCAGCAACAUCCGCACUUGCUACAAAAUCCCCAAUUCUUAGCAGCAGCAGCGGCGCAACAUCACCAUCACCAACAACAACAGUUACAUCAUAAUCCACAUCAAUCGCAUCAUGCCUUUCACCUGCGUCCACCAUUUCCAACUGCAACAACUACAUUAACAAUACCAAUUAAUGCCACUCCACCCUCACCGGCUAAUUCACCACUGUCCCCACCAACAUCACCACUACAACCACAUUCCGAACAACUACAACAACAACACCAAUUGCUUUCACCUUCCGCAACCCAACAACAUUCCACACAUCCUUUACUGCAAGGCCACCCGCAGUUGCUGUCAUCGCCACCCUCAUCAAUGCUGCUGACCUCACAUACCCAACAACAACAACAGCAACAACAACAACAAGCAACCGCAAACAGUAGUCCCUCAUCAACAACAAUACAUGACAUGGAUCUGGAACGCAUUAAGCUGGUUGCGGCACAGGCUGUUGCACGCAGCACAUCAAGUGUUGCUGCCUGUACCACCGUGUCCACUCCGGCUUCCAUGACAGCGAAUGCCGUCUCAGCCUCUGGUCUUUGCUUGCCACCAACAAAUCCUCGCACAGAAUUAAGUGAUUAUGGUUUUAGAAUACAAUUGGGGGGCUUGGCGGCCGCUGCGGCGGCAGCUGCCGCUACUUCAAGGCAAAUUGCGGCUGCUAAUUAUGCGCGAAGUGAUACCAGUGAAGAGUUAAAUGUCGAUGGAAAUGAUGAGGAAAGCAACGAUGGAUCCAAUGGUACACCAUCAGUCUGCCCAGUUGAUCUCACACGAUCGGUACCUAACACAAAAGCAACACCCUCUACCACAGCAACGACACAAAGCGAAAAAGAAACAAACAAACGUUUAGCAUUUUCAGUAGAGAAUAUUUUAGAUCCAAAUAAAUUUACGGGGAAAAAUGGUGUACCAGGAUCAUUUAAUUCGUCCCGACAAUGGAGUUGCAAUAGCAGUAAUUACGAUCGUGAUGAAGAUAUGCAUGAUCAUUUAGAUGAGGAACAUAGUGAAGACAUGUCCGCUCAAGAUCUUAAUGACAUGGAUCAGGAUGAUAUGUGUGAUGAUGGCAUGAGCAGUGAUAUCGAUGAUAGAGCCAGUGAAACAGACUCAAAGAAAGGUGGUAGUCGUAAUGGUGAUGGAAAAUCUCAAAGUGGUGGUGGUGGUGGUGGUUCAAAACCCAGAAGAGCACGUACAGCAUUUACCUAUGAACAAUUGGUAUCGUUGGAAAAUAAGUUUAAGACAACGCGCUAUUUAAGCGUCUGCGAACGUUUGAAUUUAGCACUAAGCUUAAGUCUAACAGAAACACAGGUAAAAAUUUGGUUCCAAAAUCGUCGCACAAAAUGGAAGAAACAAAAUCCAGGCAUGGAUGUGAAUAGUCCUACGAUACCACCACCAACCGGUGGCUCUUUUGGACCAGGUGCUUAUGCCAGCAGUUUACUUUAUUCACAUGCUGUUCCCUAUCCACCAUAUGGACCCUACUUUCAUCCGCUUGGCGCGCAUCAUCUGAGUCAUUCUCAUUCAUAAAAUUGCAAAAUGCAACAUAAAUUGUUGCAACUCAUGGAAAUGCGUAAAUAGCGUAAUUCAGCCAAGAUAACUGAAGCCAAAGACGAAAUUUUUUUCAUAAUUCUAAGAAAAUUCUAUGUGAUGAUAACGUUAGACCGGGCCAGUGCAAAGUUAGGAUAAAUAAUAAUUACUACUUACAGUGCUCGAGUAAAAAUUACUCUCUUUUAGUG
This is a messenger RNA of Teleopsis dalmanni, 2329 nucleotides long. RefSeq names its product homeobox protein slou-like. Gene Ontology annotation, cellular component: nucleus. The coding region runs from base 33 to 2120 and encodes 695 amino acids. The transcript has 4 exons. Gene Ontology annotation, molecular function: RNA polymerase II cis-regulatory region sequence-specific DNA binding; DNA-binding transcription factor activity, RNA polymerase II-specific. NCBI's taxonomy places the organism in Eukaryota, Metazoa, Arthropoda, Insecta, Diptera, Diopsidae. Gene Ontology annotation, biological process: regulation of transcription by RNA polymerase II; cell differentiation. The record is from RefSeq and is a predicted model, not a curated record.